Rubroshorea leprosula is the source of this 883-nucleotide messenger RNA. Lineage: Eukaryota; Viridiplantae; Streptophyta; Magnoliopsida; Malvales; Dipterocarpaceae. The record is from the annotation of a GenBank genome assembly.
GCAUAAAAUCGAGCACUCAAUUCACGUACUAAACUGACAGAACGAUCAAGAACCUAAUCAAAAAUCCGAGAAUCAAUACCGGACUAUCACAAGUUCAAGGUAAACUCAUCAUUAGGAUCAUUCCUAAUCACAAUGCUAUUUCCAUAAAUCUCCACAUAAUCAAAUAUCUCCAAAUUCGUUCUUAUAUCACAAACUAAUCAUUUAAAUCCCCGUUAAUUGUUGGCCCUCGGGGUGUGAACAGUAACCGGUGAACAGUGCCGGUGAACAGUGACCCCAACAUGAACAGUAACUCUACUUCCACAAAUUGGCCAAAACACUAGCUAAUCUCACAGGAUUUUCUCCAAAAAUCACAACAACCAUCUAACACUCAAUCACAUAAAUCUCACUUGAAUUAAGCAACAAAACACACUUAAAUCCCUCUUAAUUGCUACCGGAAUUUCCCCAUUUCCUAGCCAAAUUCGGACAUCACAAGCAGCAACUUUAAAUGGAUAAUUUAAGCCUUAAAAGGCUGUCACAUACCAUAAAUCCAGCAAGCAAAACCGGAGUGCAGAUUGGGGAAGGCCGGCGGAAUCUGCAGGGGGAAGCUCACGGAUCGAAAAAAAUGCCCAGAAAUCACCCACAAUCAAGAGCAGCCGGCGGAAGGACAAAGCAGAGCAGGGCAGAUCCGGCUUUUCCAGCAGGGGGGGAGAUUUCUGGGUUCUAGAUGUGUUCUAGAGCAAGAAAGGAAGGAGAAAACCAAGCUUAUCUCACCGGUUUCUCAAAGCAUGGCUGGUUCCCCUUUUUUUUUCUUCGGGUGGCUACAACGGGAAGAAGAAGAGCAGAAUCGGGAAUGGCUGGGAAGAAAAGAAAGAAAGAAAAAGAAAAAGAAAAGAAGUCAUCCUUA